AUGGAUUCAAAAGAUAAUACUUUCAAUACUUUUAAUAAUUAUGGGGCCAGAUAUGGAGUGCAAGCUCAAAGUUUCAAUAAUAAUGGAUCUAUGACUUUUAACACCACAGGGUUCAACCAGGGAGAGGACGAAAAGAAGAGAUGUCUCCGCACUCUAUUUUUCAACGACUAUGACACACGAAAACAAGACAUUUCAAAGGUAUCCAAAGAGACCUGUGACUGGCUUCUAGAAACGCCCGAAUUCGAACAGUGGCGUGAUCGCUCCAAUUUAACAGAAAGCAAUGGAGUGUUUUGGCUGAAGGGAAAGCCUGGUAGCGGCAAAUCUACCAUGAUGAGGCACAUCUCACAUCAACUACAGAAGUCUCAUGACUCUGUCUUACUGGAACAUUUCUUCAACGCCCGCGGAAGCGGCCUAGAGAAAACCUUUCUAGGACUCUUACGAUCACUUGUUUUUCAACUUUUGAACGAAAUCCCGGAAUUCUGCCCUACAUUUAUUCUCAUUUAUCGCAAAAAGAACCUGAACCUAGGACAGUGGGAAUGGCGGCAGAGCGAGCUCCGUAACUUUUUGCAGUCUAAAUUAAAGAGCUACGAGCGCGAGUUGACCAUCCUGGUAGACGCACUAGACGAAUGUAGUUUCGAUGAAAUAACGUCGGUCGUGUCAUUUCUUGAAGACUUGGGUUUGGAUGCAGUGCAAGCGAAAACCAAUCUCCGGAUCUGUUUGUCCAGUCGCCCUUAUCCUAACGUCAGCAUGAAAAAGAACCUCGAACUCACUCUUGACGGCAAUGCUAAGCACGAUAACGACAUCAAAAAAUAUGUCGAGACUAAACUAAACACUAAAAUCCCAAAUAUCCGAAAGAUAGAAAAGGGGAUUCUCCAAAAGGCAAAUGGUGUCUUCCUUUGGGUUGUCCUCGUUGUUGAAAUGAUCAAUACAGCCGUCGAUCGUGGGCGUGUGGAAGAGAUUCAGAAGACGCUUGACGACAUUCCAAGUGAUCUUGACGACUUUUUCGAAAGGGUUAUCUUCAAUGGCCCAGAAAAGAAUCCCGAGACACUUCUCAUGUUUCAACUUGUUCUAUUCAGCAAAAAACAAUUAACUCCAGCAGAGCUCGUGUUUGCUGUGGUUGCAAGAUUUCACGAGGGCUACCUGAAGCCCAAGAGUCAAUUUGAAAUGAAUGAUGACAUGCUUGAAGCCCGGAUCGUCGAUUCUUCUAAAGGAUUGAUCGAAGUAUCUAGAACGGAAUAUAGUAGUAGAGUUCAGUUCAUACAUCAAACUGUUACGGACUUCUUCCUUCGCAACAGAAGACUCGAGAGGCAUUAUCCUAAACUUGAGCCAGACGCUAUAGCUGCGAGCCAUGACCGACUACGAGCUUCCUGUCUAAACUAUAUUGAGAAAUUUCCAAUUGAUUCCCAAUCGCACAAAGAUCAGUCCGCUCGCGAGCUGAAAGCUGAGUAUCCAUUUCUCGAGUACUCUGCAAUGUAUUUGCUAGAUCAUGCUGAAGCUGCGCUGCAAGGCCAUCAGUUUGGUAUUAAGAAUGACGGAUGGCUCCUAUCACCAGACCAAUUCCAGACUUGGAAGCGCAUUUUGUUUGCCAUCGAGAAGCCUGAGUACCUCCAUGGAGAUCUCAACACUGGCUUGAUAUAUAUUCUCGUCCUUCAUGAAUUCCAUAAUCUUUUUGAAGUGGCCUUGAGGGGCAGUGAUGUGGAUAUCAACACUCAGGGAGGGAUAUUCAACAAUGCUUUGCAGCUAGCUGUGAAAAAACGAGAUGAAAUUUCCACGAAGAUGCUGAUUGAAUUUGGUGCCAAUGUCCAUAUCAAUGGGGGUUACUUUGGCACGGUUCUACAGGCCGCAUUGGCCCUAGAGAACCAUAGUCUUGUGUCUACAAUUAUAGAGAAAGGCACCGAUUUGAAUGCUACUGGCGGGGUUUUUGGAACUGUACUCCAGGCAGCAGCCGCUCGAGGAAAUCUUCAAGUCCUGAAAUCUCUUCUUGAAAGAAGUGCUGAAGUAAAUGUUGACGGUGGAAUUUAUGGUAGUGUGCUUCAUGCGGCUAUAGGAAGCCAAAAGGUCGAGAUUUUCCAACAGCUACUACAUGCAGGAGCUGAUGUGAAUAGCCACGGCGGAAUCUACGGAUCUGCGUUGGAUCUAGAUAAGAUAUCUGACAAAGGCCCUACCAUGUUUGACUUGAAUCAGCCAUUUUUCGUUGCAUUGGCGGUUGGAACCAUUUGCCUUGAGAAUGGUCCAGCAAUAGUGUGGGCUGCAAGAAGUUUGGAGAAUGAUCAAGUCAAGUUGCUUCUUGAAAAUGGUGCAGAUGUAAAUGCUGCCAGUGGGCCUUGGAAAACCGACGUUCAUAAGGUGCAUCAGAUAGAUAAUGUGCGCGGCAUGUCUCUUAAGUACGAAUUAGGCAUGACAGCCCUGAUCUGGGCAGCUCGAAGAGGAAUGAGAGACAUGAUUGAGCUCCUAAUGGAACAUGGGGCCGAUAUAGAGGCACAUUCAUCCUCCGGCGAAACAGCGCUACUCGCGGGAUCAGAAGCCGGGCACAAGGAAAUAGUGAAAUUUCUGAUCGAUCGUGGGGCUAAUCUGUCUGCAAAGGAUAGUUUUGGACAGACUGCUCUUUAUAAAGCAGCCGCUAAUGGCCAUGUCGAUAUCAUGCGCCUACUUCUCAAACACGAGGAUUUCCACGACACCCAUUUUUGUAGUGACCACGAUGUGAUCACAUGUACAAACAUUAAAACAAUUAUUGUGAACGGUGGAAUCUCCUCGGUUUGGUCCGGUAAGUACAACGAGUUUGGGAUGAACCAUUCAAUCCAAUGCUUGGUCAUGAACGGAGGCUUUCUAUACGCAGGUCCGAAAAUGAAAAACUGUGGCGUGUAUAUUGAGAAACUUGAAAUCAAUGGCAGCAUAUGUUAUUUUGAUAUGGAAGAUCUUCUUGAGCUCCGCAUUGGGAGGCUUGAGGUGAAUGGCGGUUCUUUUCAUUUGAAGUUGGGAGAUUGGAGUGGCCACAAAAUUGGCAGCCUCGAGUUAAAUAACGGACAUCUGUCCAUAAAUGCAGCACGAGGCAGUAUGGAAUUCGGAAGUGUUAUAUUUUUGGGAGGGUCAUUCAAUUGCAAUUCGCAUAAGACCCCCUAUGUCGUCCAACAAGUAAUGCUCGGAAGCACACUAUCGGAUUCAUCCAAAAGCCGAUGCAUAGCAGAUCCUGUAUCUGGCCUGCCAGAUAUAUAUAUGAAGCGCUCAGAUGGUCAGAUAAAAGAGUAUGGGACUAUUCAACCUGGAGGCCAGAACAUCCGGAUGAGCAUCGCACCGAGCCCACUUUAUGUGGCUGCCCAAAAUGGCCAUCUGCAAGCUGUACAGCUUCUUCUAGAGUCAGGGGCGAAUUUUGACAAAGAAUCGCCUGUAAUGAACCCCUUGCACGUAGCCCGACAGCGUGGCUAUAAUAGAAUUGUAGGGCUUUUGAAAGAUGUGGGGCAAGAAAGAGGCGAGAAAAAGAAGGAAAUCAGAAGCACAAGAUAA
This is a messenger RNA of Talaromyces marneffei, 3501 nucleotides long. RefSeq lists its product as uncharacterized. The record is from RefSeq and is a predicted model, not a curated record. Gene Ontology annotation, molecular function: protein binding. The coding region runs from base 1 to 3501 and encodes 1166 amino acids. NCBI's taxonomy places the organism in Eukaryota, Fungi, Ascomycota, Eurotiomycetes, Eurotiales, Trichocomaceae. The transcript is spliced from 2 exons.